Molecule: messenger RNA, 2484 nt
Organism: Bombina bombina (fire-bellied toad)
Lineage: Eukaryota; Metazoa; Chordata; Amphibia; Anura; Bombinatoridae
Gene: PRPF3
Product: pre-mRNA processing factor 3
Exons: 16
Coding region: 173-2215 (680 amino acids)
Biological process (GO): mRNA splicing, via spliceosome
Cellular component (GO): U4/U6 x U5 tri-snRNP complex
Source: RefSeq, a predicted model, not a curated record
UUACCCACAAUGCUCGGCAGUUAACGCAACACGUUGUGUGGGUCAGUGUGAGCGCAAGACUGCAUGCACUGCUCUUCCGCUUCCGGUCUGACGUUUGGUCUCCGUUAACCCCCACCGCAGAAACGGACAGAAACAAAACAGCAACUUGAGAAGGCCAAUCGUAUCUUGCAAAAUGGCUCUGUCCAAGAGAGAACUGGAGGAUUUGAAACCAUGGGUGGAAAAGACUGUUAAGAAAGCAUUGGGCUUCUCUGAGCCCGCUGCUGUCUCCUCAGCUCUUAGCUGUGUUGGGAAAGGAAUGGACAAGAAGAGGACAGCCGAUCACCUAAAGCAAUACUUUGAUGACUACACACUACGUUUUGUGGACAAGCUUUUUGAUGCAGUGAAAGAUGGUCGGGGAUCAAGGCAUUCAAGCAGGUCAAGCAGCGACAGGAGUAGAAAACGUGAGAUUAAAGUUGUGUCAGAGAAUGAUACUGAAAUCAAGGAAUCUUCAAGUACGAAGAAGAGAAGAACUCACCGUUUUGAAGAAGUGGAGGAAGAGUCUGAUGUGAUCCCUGGUCCUCCCACUGAGAGUCCAGGAAUGUUGACCAAAAUUCAGAUUAAGCAGAUGAUGGAAGCUGCAACAAAGCAAAUAGAAGAACGAAAGAAGCAGCUAAGCAUCGUCAGCCCUACCCCAGUGCAAAAAACAUCAUCAACGUCUUCCGAACGAUCUAUCGGGAACACCAUUCAGCCAUCUCAAGCUGCUACUUUCAUGAAUGACGCUAUUGAGAAAGCCAGAAAAGCUGCAGAAUUACAAGCCAGAAUUCAGGCCCAGAUAGCGUUAAAGCCAGGUCUUAUAGGGACACCCAGUAUGGUUGCUAUGGCUAGCCUUCAAGCCAUGGGAAUUGCUCCUCUAAAAGUUGAUGCGAAGGACCAGUCAAAACCUACACCUCUAAUAUUGGAUGACAUGGGCCGCACUGUGGAUGCCACAGGUAAAGAGAUUGAGUUAACUCACCGUAUGCCAACCUUGAAAGCCAAUAUCCGGGCAGUGAAAAGGGAACAAUUCAAGCAGCAGCUAAAAGAGAAACCAUCAGAAGACCUGGAGUCAAAUACCUUCUUUGACCCCCGUGUUUCUGUUACACCUGCUCAACGCACAAAACGAUCCUUCAAAUUUCAUGAAAGAGGAAAGUUUGAAAAGAUUGCACAGCGCAUCAGAACAAAGGCUCAACUAGAGAAGCUGCAGGCAGAAAUCUCACAGGCUGCAAAGAAAACUGGCAUCCAAGCAUCCACUAGGCUAGCCUUGAUUACUCCGAAAAAAGAGCUAAGAGAAGGAGAGAUACCUGAGAUUGAGUGGUGGGACUCCUUUAUAAUUCCUAACGGUAUAGAAAUGACAGUAGAAGCCUUAUCAAAAUGGAAAGAAUUUCAUGGUAUUACAAAUCUUGUGGAGCACCCAGCACAGCUCAGCCCUCCAGUUGACAGAGAUGCACCUGUAACUCUUGGUGUUUACCUAACCACAAAAGAACAGAAAAAACUGCGCCGACAGACUAGGAGAGAAGGACAAAAGGAAUUACAGGAGAAAGUACGUCUGGGAUUAAUGCCACCUCCUGAACCCAAAGUGAGAAUAUCAAACUUAAUGCGAGUUCUGGGGACAGAAGCCAUUCAGGAUCCCACAAAGGUAGAAGCUCACGUUAGGGCACAGAUGGCAAAGCGACAAAAAGCGCAUGAAGAAGCAAAUGCUGCCAGAAAGCUAACAGCAGAACAGAGGAAAGAGAAAAAAGUAAAAAAACUAAAGGAAGAUAUAUCACAAGGUGUACAUGUAUCUGUAUAUAGUAUUAGAAAUCUUAGUAACCCAUCUAAAAAAUUCAAGAUUGAAGCCAAUGCAGGCCAACUGUAUCUUACAGGAGUGGUAGUUUUGCACAAGGAUGUCAACGUUGUGGUGGUGGAAGGAGGGCCCAAAUCACAAAAGAAAUUUAAACGCCUGAUGCUUAACCGAAUAAAAUGGGAUGAGCAGACAACAAACACUAAAGGAGAUGGUAAUGAGUCAGACGAGGAACAUGUAAAAAAGUCUAAUAAGUGCUCGCUAGUAUGGGAGGGUACAGCCAAGGAACGUAGCUUCGGUGACAUGAAAUUUAAACAGUGCCCCACUGAGAACAUGGCACGGGAACAUUUUAAAAAGCUUGGAGCAGAGCAUUACUGGGACCUGGCACUUAGCCAAUCUGUUUUAGAAUCCGCAGACUGAGGGCACGUUAUUUUACAGAGAGAAGAAAUACCCAUGCUGCAAUUUGUUUUGACUGUGAGACUAACUCAGACUAUAAAUGCAGUGUGCAGCCCUACACACACAUGAUUUAUCAUUCUCUUCCGGAUUUCCACCGCUGGUCAACAUCUAACUUUGCUGCAAACAAGUAUUAAUACUUAAGGCCAGUUGGGCAGGGAAAGAGGUUAUUAUUGGAAGUGCGGCCGGUGUUAUAUUUUUACGUUAACCCAUAAAUGGAGGACACUUUUCAUCAA